AUGGCAACCUCAUCCUUGGAACUUGGCCAUCGUCCCUCUGGUCACUUGGCUCCACCUCCUGACUACGAGACCACUGAAGCUGUAGAACUAUCACGCCUCUCGCCAGCUACGUCUUCAACAAACUCCCUUCCAGAGUAUACGACGCUAUACAAUAUUGAAAACGGAGACUCCGCAUCCUCCUCCUCAACAUCGGUAUUUUAUCCUACAAAACAGCUGCAGAUCCAAGCCCCUGGGUUUGCACUUAUUAGGCUUCCUCUACCGCCACAGCCAGAUCCUAUCUAUGUCUUCAACGUCGCAGCAACGGGAGAACUCGAUGAUGCAGAGGCGAACGAUCCUACACAAGCAGCUCUUUGCACGACCACAUACCGUUUUGGCCCAGGCAAGCCUCCCAAGAUCCGUUUUGUUGGGGAUGGAUCACAGAACGGCCAGACAGAGGAGAUAGAGCUCAGCUGCAAAGGUGUUCUAACUCGCAGCACCAUCAUGCGCACUCAUCUCGGUACUUUCGAAUGGCGAUAUAGUUCCCGCGCCGAACGUCGAAGUGCAAAAGCCUCUGUUGGCGAGGACAUCGACUGUCUACUCAUUCUAGACCAAGUCAUGAAAGUGGCCAUUGCAGGAGGAAAGCAAGAAGAGAGUAGACGCAAAGUUGGGCAAUUCGUGCGUAGCGAUGGACUCCGCACUCAAGGUUCUAGGAGGAGCUCUGCUGGAAAUGGUGGACGGCUUAUGCUUGAUUUGCGUGAAUGGCUGGAUCGGAAAAACGAGGCAAUUGAGAUGGAAAUUCUAGCUGUGACUAUGGCUAUCAUGGGAGGUGCUUCUGGUGGACCCUAG
Molecule: messenger RNA, 825 nt
Organism: Fusarium subglutinans
Lineage: Eukaryota; Fungi; Ascomycota; Sordariomycetes; Hypocreales; Nectriaceae
Exons: 3
Coding region: 1-825 (274 amino acids)
Source: RefSeq, a predicted model, not a curated record